AUGGCAUCAAGACUCGUGUCCAUGCGGCCCCGAACCAUGCUCAAGCAUGCGACUCAAGCAAAUGCUUUGCUUAUAAGAUCUUUCUCCAUCUCUAUCAGCCGCCAUGGCAUCAACAAGGUUAUCUCGUCGGCUGCAGAGGCGCUGAAGGAUAUGAGACCAAAUACGACGCUUCUAUGUGGCGGCUUUGGUCUUUGUGGUGUCCCAGACACGCUCAUCAACGAAGUCCUCAACAAGCCUGAUGUCACCGGAUUAACAGCUGUUUCUAACAAUGCUGGAACUGAUGACUUCGGCCUAGGAAAGCUCUUGAAAAGUAGACAAGUGCGCAAGAUGGUUGCAUCUUAUAUCGGAGAGAACAAGACUUUCGAGAAGAUGUAUCUUACAGGCGACAUUGAACUGGAACUUACGCCUCAAGGCACCCUUGCAGAACGCUGUGCUGCGGGCGGUAAAGGCAUCCCGGCUUUCUAUACGCCUGCUGGCGUCGGAACUGUUGUUCAAAAUGGCGACCUCCCGUCUCGGAACAAACCCAUUGGGUCUUCUGGCGAUGCGAAGUUCCCAAAUCCCAAAGAUGUCAAGGUCUUCGACGGCAAGCCAUAUCUGCUUGAAAGCAGCAUCACAGGUGAUUACGCCUUUGUAAAGGCUUUCAAGGCAGAUAAGUUGGGAAACUGUCAGUUUCGUCUUGCAGCCCAGAACUUCAACGGUCCAAUGGGUCGCAAUGCUACGAUGACUAUCGUUGAAGCCGAGCAUAUCGUCGAACCUGGGGAAAUUCCCCCAGAGUCAGUUCAUUUGCCGGGCAUUUAUGUGAAGCGAGUCAUCGAAAGCACUGCGGAGAAAGGCAUUGAAAAGUAUACUUGGGCCGAGCAAGACAUCAAGACUUUGGGUCAGGGCGAGGUUGCUGCAAAGAGAGAGCGUAUCGUCCGACGAGCAGCGAAGGAGUUCAAGAAUGGGAUGUACGCAAAUCUUGGAAUCGGUAUGCCCAUGCUGGCAGCCUCGUUUGUUGGACCUGAUGUUGAUGUACAGCUUCAAUCGGAGAAUGGUAUUUUAGGUCUCGGGCCAUAUCCAUCCAAAGAGCGCAACGAAGCUGAUCCAGAUCUCAUCAACGCUGGCAAAGAAACAGUCACAUUGAAGCCUGGCGCAUCUGUUUUCAGUAGCGACGAAAGUUUCGGCAUGAUCCGUAGUGGCCGUAUCGAUGUUACCAUUCUCGGCGCCAUGCAAGUCAGCGCAACAGGCGACUUGGCGAACUGGAUGCUCCCAGGAAAGGUCAAAGGCUUUGGAGGUGCGAUGGACCUUGUUAGCAACCCGACCAAGACAAAGGUCAUUGUCACCAUGGAACAUACAGACAAGAAGGGUAAUCCCAAAAUCUUGAACCAGUGUUCUUUUCCCCUCACAGGCCGGGCGUGCGUAUCGCGCAUCAUCACAGAUUUGGGAGUGUUUGAUGUGGACUUUGCGACGGGUUUGACGCUGGUUGAAAUCGCUCAUGGUGUCACUGUGGAUGAGGUUAAGGCUAAGACCGAAGCUCCUUUUUCUGUUGCUGAGCCACUGAAGUCAAUGACAGGAGUAUGA
This is a messenger RNA of Fusarium odoratissimum NRRL 54006, 1560 nucleotides long. RefSeq lists its product as uncharacterized. NCBI's taxonomy places the organism in Eukaryota, Fungi, Ascomycota, Sordariomycetes, Hypocreales, Nectriaceae. Gene Ontology annotation, molecular function: succinyl-CoA:3-oxo-acid CoA-transferase activity. The record is from RefSeq and is a predicted model, not a curated record. Bases 1 to 1560 code for a protein of 519 amino acids. Gene Ontology annotation, biological process: ketone body catabolic process. The transcript is spliced from 3 exons.